UCUAUAAGAGCCAGGGUCACUAAACACGAGUCUCAGUCACGAUCACGCUGCAAGCUAGAACGUGGACCAAAUUAACACUGCUGUGGUCUGGGAGAAGUAAACAUCAUACCUAGACUAAUGUAGCAGGAUUAAUAUUCUAUGCAAAUAACCAUGAUGAACUCCACUGAGAGUGAGCGGAUGUCUGUGUUCUUGUCGACAUUGCUGGAGAGGACUGUUACUGGUACAGAAGAGAUGGUUAACAUCCGGAGAAAGGCAAUAGUAUUAGACGAACGCUUUGACACGUCUGAUAUAAUUGAUGUGUUUUAUACUGGAAGUAAUGGAGAAGGAGUCUCUAGAAUCGGUUCGGAUGUGGACGAAAUGGCUGUGUUCAAGUUGGCAGCAGUAUUGUACCCUGAUCAGCGUUUUUCUCAACACCUGACGCACAAAUCUAUUAUAUACAUUCGAGAAGCAGAAUGCCGUCCUGGUUAUGUCAAUUUAGAGAUAGGUAAGCUAAAAUGGCCACUUCAACUACUCCUUGGUUCUUCACUGGUUAAAAUUAGAAAUUCAAAGUAUAUUUCCAGUGAUUUCAUCAGGAGCUCUCGCAUAUCUUCAGGCUUGGUUACUUGCUUUCCAUGUAACAGUUGGCCAAGGGAGGCUAACGAAUGGAUCACACGUACACGCCUGUAUGGAUGGCCGCAUCAAACUUUGAUAGACACGAUUGUAAACAAGGGCUUUCAUCUUGUCCCAGAUGGAGAUAAAUGUUCCAAAGAUGCAUUUUUACAAUGGCGAAUCUCAUUUGUAGUAGCAGAAAGAUCUUUAGUUCAUUCCUUUAGUCUCCUCCAAGUCAAAGUAUACGUGUUGCUGAAACAUUUCUUAAAACAAAUAAAGGAGACAUUGAAGGAAACCAUAGGGAGAUGACGAUAUCUUGUGCUCCUACUUCAUGAAAACAAUCUUGUUUCAUGCAAUAGAGAAUACCAGCCCAAUGUUCUGGCAAGACAAGAACUUAUUCUAUUGCUUUUGGUUUUGCAUCAACAUUCUUCUUGGAUGGGUCAGGGUCGGAUUCUGUCCCAAUUACUUCAUCCCAACCAACAACAUGUUCCAGAGGAAAGUACACGGACAGCAUCAACAGAUACUGCUGGACAUUUUGUAUAACUACUCUCAGAUGAAAUGGAUGUGCCUUUCAGUGGGAAACCACAAACCUUCAAUUUGGGAGUCGCUAUGUGACACAUCCAUACAAUCUCUGCUUGUAGUCCCAUGGACUGUAGAAUUUAAGAUGAUGCAUAUGGACAGGGAAAUUUUCACUGCUAUAUCAACGAGAGAUUAUCCCAUUGAAGAGAAUUUAAGCAAUGCGUUUCACUUAUUAUCUACAUCAAAGUCAGAAUUUGAAGAGGUUUACACAUACCAUAAUGCGAUGAGUGGCCUCAGAUGUCUUUCAUCAGAACUGAUUUCUGAGGAACUGUAUGAAAACCGCGCUGCACCAGACAACAAAACAAGGUACCGGAGACUGAGAAAAUGUAAGUACUGGAUAUCCCCUGCUGCUUUAAUGGGAACAGACGUGUUGCAUCUGGCAACUUUUCAUUUUCUGACUGGAAAUUUUACUAAAUGCCUUGGAAUUAGCAGAAAGGUAAUGAAACUAGCAACAUUCUUCAAAGGAGACGUAAAACAGGAACAAGGGUUUUGGACAUUGCAUUGGCAACCUCAUGGCUGUACAUUAGAGAGGCUUCAGAAAAUAUACACAGACUUCAUCUACUUUCAUGCUAAAGGCAUAUAUCUUCCUCAUCUUUGUCUAGAGGUGCCGAAAAAAGAGGAGACGAAGAAAGCACUGCCGUUACACAUCCCACCUCUACCAUAUGUCCUCUUUCUGAACUUCCUGUGUUGCAAUGAGCUUGGGGACACAGAAGGACGCAAUGAAGCAUUGCAUCACCUGAUACAGAUUCAGUAUCGCGAUGAACAAGGAGGACACAAGUUCUGGAUCGUUCACACACUUCUGGGGAUUUGUUAUCAAAUACUUGGGGACUAUCGAAGAGCCAUCAGGGCUUAUUGGGAGUCAUCAAAAACACGGCCUCUAUAUGAUUUGUUCAAUCCUGCAAUGGACAGGAUAGCCAUAGUGUAUCUCUGCAUGUAUGUCUCACAGAGAUCUGACAGAGGAUAGAUGAUGUGCAUACACAUGUAUAUGUAGUGUAUGUUUCACAGAGUUUGACAAGGGAUACCUGUGGUGAAUCAAAUCAUGUCCGACAGAGCUCAGACAGGGUCAACUGCGAUGUAUCUAUGCAUGUGUGUAUAACAAAAGUCUGAUAGAGUAUAGCCGUGUUUUAUCUAAGUAUGAAUGUCUCAUAGAAGUCUUACAUAUGAUUGCUGUGGUGAAUAUAUGUUUGUAUUACUUGUCUGACAUAUUAAAGUUGUGGUGUGUCUAUUGGUGGAUGUCUCAUACAUGUCUGCCAUAGAUUAAGGAUAAUGUAUGUAUGUAUGUAUGUAUGUAUGUAUGUAAUGUAUGUAUGUAUGUAUGUAUGAAGAAUUCAAGGUAGGUGAUGGGUUUUUCUUUCUUCUUUUUUUUUUAUCUCUUUCUGUUUUGUUUUUUCAACAUCUCUAUUAUUUACUAUUAUAUCUAUGAUUCAUUUUCUUUAUUUUUGUUAUGGACCUUUUCUUUUCUCUGUUUUACUUUCUCUUCAAUAAAUUAUCUUCUCUUUUACAAAGCAAAACUUUCCUCUCAAUUAUGAUCUUAUAAAACAUAUGAACAUAUACUAUAUAUAUCGUUACAUGUAUUAUAAGUACAACUAUACCACUAAGAUUAUUUAUAAUAUUUAUGAUAACUGAAGUACGGAAAGGACCUGUAUAGGCUUAGCAUGUUGUCCAAUAUAUUUUUAUGUCUAAUUUCUAUCUCUAUUAUGAAAUAUCAUGUGUAAAUAAAUUUAAAAUGCUUGAUUGAAUAAAAUAUUUUGAAAUAUAA
Messenger RNA from Pecten maximus, 2926 nucleotides. RefSeq lists its product as uncharacterized. NCBI's taxonomy places the organism in Eukaryota, Metazoa, Mollusca, Bivalvia, Pectinida, Pectinidae. Bases 920 to 2131 code for a protein of 403 amino acids. The record is from RefSeq and is a predicted model, not a curated record. The transcript is spliced from 2 exons.